Portunus trituberculatus (swimming crab) is the source of this 1790-nucleotide messenger RNA. RefSeq lists its product as uncharacterized. The record is from RefSeq and is a predicted model, not a curated record. The transcript is spliced from 8 exons. Gene Ontology annotation, cellular component: nucleosome. Gene Ontology annotation, molecular function: DNA binding; structural constituent of chromatin; protein heterodimerization activity. Lineage: Eukaryota; Metazoa; Arthropoda; Malacostraca; Decapoda; Portunidae. The coding region runs from base 130 to 1734 and encodes 534 amino acids.
UCUUACGUCAUUCCCGUCCAAUCGUAAGGCAAGGUUGGGCCCCGGCAAACCGUAUUUAAAGAAGUGCCAGCCUAAGCGCUCAACUCGCCCAACUGUUCGUUCCGAGCGGCAGUAACUUACUUACUCACCAUGGCACGUACUAAGCAAACGGCCCGCAAGUCCACCGGUGGCAAGGCGCCCCGCAAGCAGCUUGCCACGAAGGCAGCUCGCAAAUCUGCUCCUGCCACUGGAGGUGUCAAGAAGCCCCACCGUUACAGGCCAGGAACCGUGGCCCUCCGUGAGAUCCGCCGUUAUCAGAAGAGCACCGAACUGCUUAUCAGGAAGCUGCCUUUCCAGCGCUUGGUGCGUGAAAUUGCCCAGGAUUUCAAGACUGACCUCCGCUUCCAGUCCUCCGCUGUCAUGGCCCUCCAGGAAGCUUCCGAGGCUUAUCUCGUGGGUCUCUUUGAAGACACUAACCUGUGCGCCAUCCACGCCAAGCGUGUCACUAUCAUGCCCAAGGACAUCCAGCUGGCUCGUCGAAUCCGUGGCGAGCGUGUGGCUCCUAUGGAGCCGGAGACGGCGUGCUUUGCCAGUUCGCCGGGCAGAAGGAGACGGACGGCAGUCUGGAUCUCCCGGCUGGUGAUGGUGGAGCGCUUAAGUCUGGCGGGCUGGUGGUCAUUCUCGGCCUGGUUCGAUGUAACGGGUGUUUUGGUGAGAGGUACGCUGGUGUCGCCGCCCUGCAGUCCUCCAUCCUCCGUUGUCGUCCUCGGGAGGAGGCGGUGGUUUGUCGUCGUCCUCAUCCUCAUCCUUGUCAUCAACAACUAUGGGUGGUCGUGGCGGGAGGUGGCUUGUGUUGCACCCGACUUGAAGAGUGCCAUUUAUGUAAGCAAUCCUGCUCAGGAUCGCGAGUCGCCGCGAGAGCCAGCCUCCCGGAUUCAUCGCCUCCUGAGGAAGGGCAACUACGCCGAGCGAGUGGGGGCUGGCGCCCCCGUGUACCUUGCAGCGGUCAUGGAGUACCUGGCCGCCGAAGUCCUCGAGCUUGCCGGCAACGCCGCCCGCGACAACAAGAAGACUCGCAUCAUCCCGCGUCACCUGCAGCUGGCCAUCCGGAACGACGAGGAACUUAACAAGCUCCUCUCCGGGGUCACCAUUGCACAGGUUGCUGUUGUUGACACCAAAUUCCAGACACCAGAUUUAACCGCCAAAUCCGUAGAGGGUACGUCCCUGACGCUUGAGGGCGUAGACGACGUCCAUGGCAGUGACGGUCUUGCGCUUGGCGUGCUCGGUGUAGCGCUCAACUCGCCCAACUGUUCGUUCCGAGCGGCAGUAACUUACUUACUCACCAUGGCACGUACUAAGCAAACGGCCCGCAAGUCCACCGGUGGCAAGGCGCCCCGCAAGCAGCUUGCCACGAAGGCAGCUCGCAAAUCUGCUCCUGCCACUGGAGGUGUCAAGAAGCCCCACCGUUACAGGCCAGGAACCGUGGCCCUCCGUGAGAUCCGCCGUUAUCAGAAGAGCACCGAACUGCUUAUCAGGAAGCUGCCUUUCCAGCGCUUGGUGCGUGAAAUUGCCCAGGAUUUCAAGACUGACCUCCGCUUCCAGUCCUCCGCUGUCAUGGCCCUCCAGGAAGCUUCCGAGGCUUAUCUCGUGGGUCUCUUUGAAGACACUAACCUGUGCGCCAUCCACGCCAAGCGUGUCACUAUCAUGCCCAAGGACAUCCAGCUGGCUCGUCGAAUCCGUGGCGAGCGUGCCUAAUAAGUGUGUCAUCCAAGGCAAGCAAGCAACAACAAACAAUAUCUAGGCCCUCUUCA